AACUGCGGUCUCGCCCUCACUCCACCCAGGGCAUUUCUUUCCAAGAGUCGCUUCCGAGGAUUCCCAAGUCCUGGGCUCCCAGUUCGUUUCUCCUCGUGGCCAGCGCGGCUCCAUGAUUCUCUACCGGCUCUCCAUCCCAGACGGUCGAAGAGAGGCCCCUUCUGCGUCUACGGCUCUCCACUCGCCCGGACCCAUCCCUGCUGUUCGCAAUUCCAUUCUAUCCACUUCAGGAGACUCUAUAGUCUCGCUCUCGGCAGAUUCAAAGUAUCCUUACGGCCCAUCUAGACACGGCGCUCUCGUCCCAUACGUUUACGAUCCUGAUCUAGACCACAACCCCAACGAACCCGACAUAGAUGACUUCCUUCAUGACCCCGAAGGUCUCCACCCCACAAAGACAUCUCUAAUUAAUUUGCGUGGUCUUCUCAAUGUCGGAUCGCUCACUGUCCUUAUUUUUGGCCUCCUCUGUCUAUUCGUUUUUUAUCCCGUGUUUAGAUAUUUUGAAGAUAAAUCCAUCAAUGCUGCCAUUGUUGGGAACGUGCUUGUCAAUUCCACAGGGCAGGUGCCAGUACCAGGAAGCCUGUACACCAUGGCUCACGUGAUCGAUCCUUCGACGCCCAUCAAUGCACGCACCCGUACCGGUUUCGACAAUUAUACCUACGACCUUGUUUUCUCCGACGAAUUCAAUCAACCUGGACGAACUUUUUGGCCGGGUGACGAUCCCUACUGGGAAGCCGCCAACGUCUGGUACUGGUCCACCGAUGAUCAGGAGUGGUAUGACCCUGGUCAGGUCUCGACCAAAGAAGGAGGGUAUUUGAGUAUCAUGUUGGACCAAGUGGAGGAUAAAGGGAUGCCAUACAGAAGUGGGAUGUUGCAGAGUUGGAACAAGUUCUGUUUCACGAGGGGGUAUAUUGAGGUGUCGGUGAUUUUGCCGGGACCAAACGAGGAGUCAAAGGGAUAUUGGCCCGGCGCGUGGACGAUGGGAAAUCUCGCACGACCUGGAUUUGGCGCGACCACGGACGGUGUAUGGCCUUACUCAUACGAUUCUUGCGACGUGGGCACAUUCCCGAACCAGACGUACGUCAAUGGAUCUGGGCCUGCGGCUGCCCUCAUGUCGGAGGCAUCCCAAUCAAAAUAUAAUUACGCGUUAUCGUGGUUACCUGGUCAGCGGCUCUCCUCAUGCACGUGUCCUAAUGAAGAUCACCCCGGUCCCUCUCCUACAGUGGGGCGUGGGGCACCUGAAAUUGAUAUCCUCGAGGUUGAACACAACAAGUUAGGCGGAGCGGGACAGAUGGUAUCUCAGAGUGCGCAGUUUGCACCGUUCACGCAUGAUUAUUUGUAUGGAAACGAGACAAACGAGAUGUGGGAGGUGUUCGGGAGUCAAACCGUGCCGAAUGCUUACCAUGGGUCGGCCGUGCAGCAAGCGGUAUCUGCGUUGACGGAGCUUCCUUCGGAUGUUUAUGUUGGAUCUGGGAAUCAGUUCACUACGUUCGGUUUCGAAUACUGGUCCAACCCUACAAACUCCUCCGAUGGAUACAUCAUCUGGCAAACAGGUGGGCAGCCAACUGCCAGACUCGGUGCCGCAGCGUUGGGUCCGGAUUUGGUUCUGAACGGGACACAGGUCGGGCAGAGGUUGAUUUCAUUGGAGCCGAUGAGCAUUGUGUUGAAUCUUGGAAUGUCACCCAACUGGCAAACCAUCGAUGCGAGUACGCUAUCUUUUCCCGCCGAGAUGCGAGUUGACUACGUCCGAGUGUAUCAACGACGCGGAGAGACGAAUAUCGGAUGCAGUCCGCCAGAUUUCCCGACGGAGGAUUAUAUUAAACGGCAUCUGGAUUCGUAUAUGAACCCAAAUCUGACGCAAUGGAAUUAUCCGCAACCGAAGAAUGGUUUGUACGCUGGGGGGUGCUAAUUUGGUGCUCUUCCGGUUGUCUAUGCCCGCGUUGUCUCGUUCGGGCGCGGGCGACGGGGUUGACUUUGACGGAACGAUGCGGUCAAUACUGUAGCUUCCUAGGCAUUUUUCGAUCGACUUGAAGAUGGAGUUUUGAAUCUGGCCGACACCCAAGAAUCUGCAUGAACAAAAGGGCAAGACUUACCGCGUUAUCGUUAUCAGGUUGAACCACUCUACGCUACUUAUGAUCAUCCUACUAGCUACGACCAAGGGACUGUACAUUUUUA
Messenger RNA from Pisolithus orientalis, 2172 nucleotides. Its product is annotated as beta-glucan synthesis-associated. The record is from RefSeq and is a predicted model, not a curated record. Gene Ontology annotation, biological process: (1->6)-beta-D-glucan biosynthetic process; fungal-type cell wall organization. Gene Ontology annotation, cellular component: endoplasmic reticulum membrane; plasma membrane. NCBI's taxonomy places the organism in Eukaryota, Fungi, Basidiomycota, Agaricomycetes, Boletales, Pisolithaceae. Gene Ontology annotation, molecular function: glucosidase activity. The coding region runs from base 113 to 1906 and encodes 597 amino acids. The transcript has 12 exons.